AUGCAAAAUUAUAUCGAUGACCAACAUGUUGAACUUGCCGAUAAUAGUCCUUGCAACGAAUCAAAACUAUUUUACUUGCCUCAUCAUAUAGUGAAAAAACCAAAGAAUGACGAAAAGAAAUGGCGAAUUGUAUUUGACGCUUCUUCUCAUACACCAGGACAUCCUUACUUAAAUGAUGCUCUUGAGCAGGGUCCGAAUUUGCUUCCAGAAAUAUUUGCAACAUUGUUACGAUUUCGACUUCACAAAUUCGCAAUCACAAGUGACGGACGUCAAGCAUUCUUGCAACUUAUUUUGGAUGAAGAGGAUAGAAACUGUACUAGGUUCCUGUGGUUUAGGACGGAAAAGGAUGCAAACGGAAAAAUACAUUUGCGAAAUGAAAUACUUACUUAUCGUUUUUCACGUUUACCUUUUGGAUUGACUUCUAGUCCUUUUUUGCUUUCUGCCACUCUUCGUGAAUUAGCUAAUAUGCACUCUGAUUCCUACCCUACUGCAGCUAAACACCUAGAGAAUAAUAUUUUCAUGGACGACUUUGUUAUGGGAGUGGAUACUGCUGAACAAGCAACAACUCUUUACCAAGAAAUGCAAGAUUUAAUGACACAGAUAAGUUUACCUUUGGCUAAAUGGAGUACAAACUCCAAGAACCUACAGGCUAUUUGGGAACUAAAAGAUAUCAUCUUUAAAUGCAAUACGCAAGUAUUGGGAAUUAACUGGAAUAUCAGAGAAGACGUGUUUCAUACAGAUAUAAACGAAAGUGUUUAUCAGUUUGCUGUUCCUGCAACAAAACGUUUACUUCUUAAAAUUGUAUCAAAGUUGUAUGAUCCUUUAGGCCUCUAUGCACCAGCAAUAGUAGUCAGAAAAAUUCUUUUUCAAACCACGUGGCUCAUGGGAGUUCAAUGGGACGAAAUUCUUCCUCCAGGCAUUGCCGCAAGCUUUAACAGAUGGGUAUCUGAAAUAUCAUCCUUAAACAAGAUACACAUUCCUCGCUGGAUUGGAAUUUCUGCUACUUCUCACAUGAGUAUUCAUGUCUUUUGCGAUGCUUCGGAAAAGGCCUAUGGUGCCGCAUUAUACAUUUGUUUCACUGAGCUUAACGAAACAAAGGUUCGCCUAGUUUGCAGUCGCAAAAGACUUUCUCCACUUAAAAAGGUGACACUUGCACGGUUAGAGCUUUUGGCAGCCUUACUAGGAGCUCGUUUACUUCACUAUUUUUGCAAGGAAACUGGUUUAGAUAAUCAAACAUCAACACUUUGGAGUGAUUCAACUGUUGUAUUAAAUUGGAUGAGAAAUGGUCCUAAUCGAUGGCCGGGAUGGAAGAAUUCGAACCUGCAUCCUUCGUGUCAAUGGGAAGGAGAUUACCCGUCCAAUUCAACUGGUCAUACCUCUGGAGGUUGA
Molecule: messenger RNA, 1389 nt
Organism: Argiope bruennichi
Lineage: Eukaryota; Metazoa; Arthropoda; Arachnida; Araneae; Araneidae
Exons: 1
Coding region: 1-1389 (462 amino acids)
Molecular function (GO): nucleic acid binding
Source: RefSeq, a predicted model, not a curated record